Staurois parvus is the source of this 294-nucleotide messenger RNA. The record is from the annotation of a GenBank genome assembly. NCBI's taxonomy places the organism in Eukaryota, Metazoa, Chordata, Amphibia, Anura, Ranidae.
AUGGCAGGCUCUUUGGUCGCAAAAUUGUUUAAAGCUUCUGAGACUUUGGAUCUUUAUCCUAUUGAUGAUGUGUUUCUAGGUAUGUGUUUGGAGGUCAUCAAGGUCAACCCUAUAAUGCAUGAAGGCUUUAAAACUUUUGGUAUUGUAAGAAACAAGAACAGCAAGAUGAACAAGGAGCCCUGCUUCUUCCGUAGCAUGCUUGUUGUUCACAAAUUAUUACCUCCUGAACUGCUGCAGAUGUGGGAGCUUGUACAUAGUAAUUUGACUUGUUCUCGAAAAGUUAACAUUCUUUAG